CGUUUUGUAAAAUUGAAGCUUUGCUCAUAUCAGCACUAUUUCACGAAUCAACGCUUUCCUUGGUGCUAAUUGCUCUAGAUCGGUAUUGCUCAGUACACCACUAUCUACGAUACAACAGCAUUAUGACGUCACGAAAAUACGUCAUCGCCAUUCUGAUCACCUAUGGAUCUAUAUUUACGGCAGCAAAUCGCAAAGAAGCGAUUCGAGUUUAUGGCAGAAAUGGCAGAUUUUCUGGCAAUCGAAAUCACGCCGUGUCUCAGAUCCUGCGCACAUCAAAAUACCUGGCGGCCAUAACGAUGGGUUUCUUUUUGGCCGUUACGCCGUGGACAUUGUGCACGUUCGUCAUAGCCGUUGUUGACAUCAAAUUGGACGAAGACGUCGACUUUGCUGUCACGUGGGUAGCCAUCAGCAACAGCUUUUGGAACGUAUUCAUUUACAGUGUUAUGAAUCGGAAAUUCAGAUUAGCCGCUUUGUCCUUGGCGAGAGGUAAGACUUUGCGGAAUGGCGGCUUCCAAAUGAAGCAACAAACUUUCAGAACGGAUUCCCAUUCAUUCAGUCAGGACGCGCAUGCGUCCACGAGUAAAGAUCACGUGACAUCAGCACAAAAGUUCGCGUCACGUUGUGCUUCCAUUCACAGCGUCGCUGAUUCUGUGAUAGUUGAGUCGUCGCUAGAUCAUUGAUAAACAAUAACAUGUUUAUUCGCUUCCCCAUAAUAAGCAUCCUGGUAUUACACUAGUAUGCAAAUAAUGAACAUUCAAUGUAUACUACA
Mya arenaria is the source of this 769-nucleotide messenger RNA. Its product is annotated as G-protein coupled receptor 52-like. The record is from RefSeq and is a predicted model, not a curated record. NCBI's taxonomy places the organism in Eukaryota, Metazoa, Mollusca, Bivalvia, Myida, Myidae. The coding region runs from base 123 to 680 and encodes 185 amino acids. The transcript is spliced from 4 exons.